GCACAAACGACGCUCUACUCGUCAGUCAGUCGCUUACCGAUUGUAAGAGUGGAAGGAAGGUAUUAUCAUGUCGGAGGUAUUCAAACUAGGUGAUCUAGUAUGGGCGAAGAUGAAAGGAUUUUCGCCUUGGCCUGGCCGGGUGUCUAAUCCUUCAAAGGAGUUAAAGAAACCAACAAAUACUAAGAAGGGGCCAGUUCAAUGUAUUUUCUUCUUUGGAACAAAUAAUUACGCAUGGAUAGAGGAAUCUAAUAUAAAGCCAUAUCUAGAAUAUAAAGACACUCUUGUAAAAUCUAGUAAAUCUGGUGCAUUUAAGGAUGCAGUAGAAGCAAUAGAAGAAUUUAUUGCUAAUGGAGAGGUGUUUGAGGAUGGUUUAGAUCCAGACUCAUUAUUCGACAGACUUAAAGAAGAAAGUAUAUCAGAGAAGAAGAACGUAGUAAAAACACCCAAGCCUCGUAAGGAAACACCAAAAACUAAAAGAUUAGACACUAGUGGAAGUGAUGCUCGUCGUCCAGCCAAAAAACAACGCAGAGAGUCAAGUACAAGUAAUAGUAAUAGGAUUGGAAGCAUUAGUCCUGCAUUGAAUCACUCAUCCCCUCCUAGAAAAUCGGGAUCAACUCUUCUCAAUAGGCCAGCAAAUAUUGCAAGACCUGUAACACCACCCUUGGAUGUAGAAACAUUGUCACAAACUCUUAAGGAGAAAAACAUCCUUCCGUCGACCUUGAAAUUUGGGUUCCUUGGUUUGGGUAUAAUGGGAAGCGGCAUCGUAAAAAACCUGAUCAACAGUGGUCACAGUGUAAUUGUAUGGAAUCGGACACAGGAGAAGAUGCACCUUUUGGCCGUAUGCGGAAAAUAUCUUUGUAUGAUGCAAUGGCGUCGUUUGCUGAUGUGGCAGCAAGUCUGGAAACGUUUAGCUUCGAACCGGAGAGAAACGAUGUACGUGACAAGAAUGGCGACGAAAAUGUGUGCAGAUUUUGUGAAAGCAGGCGCAGAACAAGGUUUAACCCCAUCCGACGUGGUACUCGCUGCCGAUAUUACAUUUUCGUGCGUAGCUGAUCCUCAGGCUGCUAAAGAUAUGGUGUUUGGAAACUGUGGGGUGCUCACAGAAAUAUCACCAGAGAAAGGAUACGUGGAGAUGACCGGUAUAGAUGCGGAGACAUCGCAAGACAUCGCGGAAGCAAUAACCGCAAAGGGUGGCCGCUACUUAGAGGCUCAAGUACAAGGUAGCAAAACACAAGCACAAGAGGGUACUCUGGUGAUCCUCGCGGCUGGUGAUCGAACUCUUUUCGACGAGUGUCAGUCUUGCUUCGAGGCGAUGGGCAAAAACAGUUUUUACCUGGGCGAAGUUGGUAACGCUUCUAAAAUGAACCUCGUGCUACAACUGAUGGCGGGUGUAACUCUUGCCGGUUUGGCGGAGAGCAUGGCUCUUGCGGAUCGCGCUGGUCUUCAACAGAAGGACGUACUCGAGGUCCUGGAACUGACAUCGUUAGCUUGUCCCGCGAUCCUUGACAAAGGAAAAGCAAUCAUCGAGGGUGGUUUUCCAACGCAGUUACCGCUGCAGCAUAUGCAGAAAGACUUGAGACUCUCCUUAGGUAUGAGCGAUCAACUGGAACAACCAUUACCGCUGGCUGCCGCGGCGAACGAGGUGUACAAACACGCGAAACGGCUUGGCUAUGGUGAACACGAUGCUUCCGCCGUUUACAUCAGAGCCAGGUUCUAACGGAGCAUGCAUCGUCAAAGCUUUUGCUAUACCAUAUUUAUUGCAAUAUCUAACGUUGUUUCCCGUCGCUACUGGAGAAGAAAAGUGCGCCGUUUAUCGGCGGAGGGGCAGUGAACAGAAAAGCACCGCUCGCGAGACGCCGCACGAAACACGUCAUUCAUUUCAAUGUGUCGUACACAUUUGUUGAGAAUUAGACUAAGUUCUGUUAAUUGUAAAACCAUGAUGAAUGAAACCAAAUCUUGACCGAUAUUGAACGUGUGCAACAACAUAAACUUUAUGCACAUUAAACGAUCGACGAAGGCUAUAUAUAUAUAUAUUAUAUAUAUGUAUACAUAAAAUAUGUACUUGUACUUUUCCUUUUUUUUUUACACUUUUUUUUCUCUUUCUUUCAAGGAGGGCCCCCUUUUGCGUACGUAUACAAGAACAGUUUUUCACUUGGCGACUACUUUUCUCGACAAAACAGCGUGAAUCUUCGAACAGAGUCGAUCUCUCGAGUCGCUUCCCGACUUCGAUCCCGUUUGAACGCACCCCUCGCUUCAUGAUUUUAGAGACUUGGGACGUGUUGAAAAUGUGCCUUACGAUACUGUUUGAAGCAAGGCUUUCUGUUUUUUUCUUAAACUAUAGGAUCAAAAUCUCGAAUACUUUUUUGGUGACGCAGUUCUAGGAUCGCAUUCGUUUUCUUUAUUUUUCCUGUUCACGUUAAAACUGUUAACGGGACGAUGCGUACGAGAACGACAAUUGUUAUAAAAGAAGAUAGAUUAUACACUUUAUUCGUGCAAUUGUAUAAUUUAAAGAGACAUAGUUCUCGAAUUUGUAAAGAAAUUUGGUAGUAUUUUAGAAGCGACCGUUGAGCAGAAUAAUUAGAUGAUGCGAGAUGGCCAUCGUUUAUGCUAUUUCCUUCUUUAAAUCCGCAAUUUUCUUCUACGGUUAAAGGAGAAUUUUACAUUUUUAAUCGGUUCAUGUUAUCGAUCAUGUAAAUUAUCCUGAUAUGUUUAACGAGAAGCGAUGAAUAAUCGUAUCGGUCAUUUGAUAUCAUCGAAUUAUUCGUCCUGGGAAACUUCUGAUGCAUACACACGACGAACCGGACGUGAAAAUUUCAAUUGUGACUAGCGAUCGAUAAUUUGGCGCUUAGCGCGUUUUCAUCUCUUUGCUUUCAACGACGUGGCUAAUUAACGGAUCGGCCGAAAGCAGCGAUUAAAUAACAUUCACGAGAGUGACAAAAAUAUGAAUUAUAAUAUUAUGUACAUUAGAAUGUAGGUAAUCAAAUCAAACACGUUUUUCCUUUAUUAGUUAAUAUUAUAAUUACAAAUCGUUUGUUCGUAAAAUAUAGGUUUGCAUUAAAUGUUGACAUGGUAUUAUCGAGUUGUUGCAAUAACAAUAUUAGAUAUUUUUAACCAAUUGCCAUCCCAACAUGUGUCACGCUCGAACACCGAAGCGUACAUGCUUUACUUUGAGAAAUUCUAUUUGUUCCAACUUGCACGCACCCACACGAACAAUUUUUUAUAUUUAUAAAAUAAAACUUAAUGCUGAUACUAAGAUUUUUUAUAAAUUUUGAACCUUGAACGUAUAUCGAAACAAUUUGCAAUAAUAACGUGCUCCUUCGCGAUAUACCAGAUUUUAAGAUCAUUUUUUACAAGAAAGGUUGAGGGUAUUUUCUGGGUAAGUUGGAGGGCAAGUAAGUGGCACUUCCAUUUCCCAGGACGGUCGUGCGAGUCUCACGAGCAACACGCGUCGAAGUCGAGGGCGUUCGAAAGGUUUAGCGAAACGAUCUGUUUCGGAGUCAAUCAUACGAGUUUACCUUUAUCGGUUAGCGAGAAAUCGACAUGUUUGUUCUUCCGCGUUACUUGGUGGCGAGAAAAUACAUGUUACUCGCGAACUUUCUCCCUUAGAGAAUCGGUAAAUAUUUUUCUAGAUGUAGGUAGCUUAGCAUUAACGGGAAUCGGUUUCGCUGCGACGAAGAUAAACAUCGAGCAAACAAACGAUUGAUUUUUUUUUUUUAAUAAUGAAUUGAUGCAUAUAUUCCAUAGAUAUUUUUAAACGAAAUCUGAUUUUCUGUUUUAUUACGUAAGGAAAGCUCGUGUUAUUUGCUCGCGUCUAUUAGAACAAUUUUGGGUGCAUGGAAAGUCGGUGUACCGCAUAGAAAAAACAGCGGCUAUGACGCCCAUAUCACACAUACUGUAUAUGUAAUUAGACUAUCAAUAGAAUUCUAAUGUUACAAUGGUACAUUGUACAUGAUACGAAAUGAAACAGGAAUGAUGGAAAUAGAAAAUAUUAAAUAUUAUUAAAGUAAAGAAAAAAUCUAUAUAUAUAAAUAUACAUAUAGUUAGUAUAAAGAGUAUAAAUCACGGAGAGAGAGGAAUACGUAUGAAAGGAAUCGAGCGAAUGAUACUGCGUUAUGAGCAUUGCGUCAAUAAUUGACGUUAUAUGUUUUGUCACGAAAUACACUGGUUUUUGAAUAAAUAUCUAUUUGAAUUACGAACGUUUAUAUUUAA
Molecule: messenger RNA, 4209 nt
Organism: Megachile rotundata (alfalfa leafcutting bee)
Lineage: Eukaryota; Metazoa; Arthropoda; Insecta; Hymenoptera; Megachilidae
Gene: Ndf
Product: Nucleosome-destabilizing factor
Biological process (GO): transcription elongation-coupled chromatin remodeling
Cellular component (GO): chromatin
Molecular function (GO): NADP binding; NAD binding; nucleosome binding
Source: RefSeq, a predicted model, not a curated record